AUGGACGACUAUUGUGGUUCAGCGGCCAUUUGGCCGAAUUUCUCGGCGAUCGCAGAAAAUGAAACGGGAAGAGAACUGGCCCUGUUGCCGGAAUGUCUUUGGUUCAGUGUUUUGUCGAUCGUUCCUCCCGCCUGGCUUACUUUGGCUUUCCCCUUUUUUAUCUCCGAUAUUCGCAAAAAAAGAAGAAACGCGCUCUCUUUUUCGGCGAUUUUCAUCACAAAAAUUAUUUUCGGACUUGUUAACUUGGCGCUACCUGUUGUCAACCUUGUCCUGCUUGAAGACGACGCAGUGACCGGCGCUUAUGUUUCAAACGGAUUGAUGAUUUUCGGCGCGUUUCUUUACUUGCUCAUGACGCAUCUGCAACGAAGCCACGGCUCAAUCACUUCCGGAACUUUGACCCUUUACUGGGUUUUCAGCACUGCCGCCUUUUGGUUCUACUGGACUUCAGUUUAUCAGCGUUGGAAAAUGCCGAGUUACAUCAUUGAUCCUUCAACAUGGGAGCAAAGUGUGUCAACCACGCAAUUUGCAAUUUUUACCUCCCAGGCGGCACUCUCUGCUGUCAACUUUGUUCUGAUGGCAUUUCCAGAAGAGCUGGAGGACGAUUAUUUUGAUGGCUCGUACGAGUCGCCCAUUAGUUGGCUCUCUGCUAGUUUUUAUUCCUUCCUCACUCCAGUGAUUUGGCUAGGCUGGAUCAAGACCAAAGAAGGCGACAAAAAGGGUCUGCAAGAAGAAGACAUCAAAAACGUUAAAUCUCGCGACCGCACUGAAAAUUACUUCGACCAAUUCGAGAAGAACUGGCUCGCCGAAGUCGCCCGCGUCUCCGAAAUCAAUGCCAGGAAUGCGGCAAAACCGUCGAAAACGAAAAAACCGCGGAAAAAGCUCAACAAGGUCGAGGCCGAGAAAGUUGAAGACAAGGAAGAAGACGAUGGGCGGGUAAAACCGUCACUCUAUCGCGUCCUGUGGAAUACUUUUCGUCACGAAGUAUUGAUCACCGCCGGCUGGAAGCUUUUUAACGACGUUUUAGUCUUCAUCAAUCCUCAGAUUUUGAACGCGAUUCUGGGCUAUUUGGAACCCGGAGCGCAGGAACCGCAGUGGACGGGUUUUCUCUACGCAGUGAGUUUAUUCCUCGUCGCCUGCGCCACAACCUUCGUUCUCCAGCGCUACUGGUAUCACUGCACUCGCGUCGGCGUCAAAGUUCGCUGCGUGCUCACUGCCAAAAUCUACCGAAAGGGGCUCAAGGUUAAUUUCUCGAACGAGUCGUCUACUGUCGGCGAAGUUGUAAACUACAUGUCCGUCGAUGCUCAGCGCUUCCAAGACACGGCAACAUUCAUGAAUUUCCUCUGGUCCGCUCCUCUCCAAAUCGCUCUCUCGCUCUAUUUCCUCUACGUCCAACUUGAUUGGGCUUCUUUUACUGCUCUUCUUGUUUUCUUCAUUUUGACUCCGUUGUCCGGCUUUGUCACUGGAAAAAUGCGAAAUCUGAUCGGCGCAAACAUGAAAAAACGCGACGGGCGAAUGAAACUGAUGAACGAAAUCUUGAACGGAAUCAAGGUACUCAAACUCUACGCGUGGGAGAUUCCAUUCAUGGACCGAAUCAACAAAAUUAGAUUCGACGAGCUCGGCCUAAUAAAAAAGUAUUCUUACUUGCAGGCCGUCGUGAUAUUGAUCUGGGAGUUUACUCCUUAUUUAGUCCAGCUCACCUGCUUCACUUUUUACACAACUCUGGUCAAUGGUGGCCAGGAACUCACCGCUACAACCGUCUACACCUCUCUCAGUCUUUUCAACAUUAUUCGAUUCCCGAUCAACAUGCUUCCAAUGGUCGUCAUCAUGGUCACAAUGACAAACGUCGCUUCUGAUCGAAUCACAAAAUUCCUGAUUUGCGACGAACUCGAAACUUCCAAUCUCACUCGCUCCAAGAGCUCGAAAGGGGCGGAGUACGCAAUCAGCAUUUCCAAAGGCUCUCACUCGUACAAAAAAACCGGCGAAAUGGCGCUCAACGAUAUCGAGCUCAAAGUCAGUUCUGGCAACAUCGUGGCCGUCGUUGGCCCAGUUGGCUCUGGAAAGUCCUCUAUGAUUUCAACAUUGCUUGGAGAGCUGCACUCCGACAGUUCCAAAAUCCAUAUUAAUGGAAAUUUAGCCUACGUUCCUCAGCAAGCGUGGAUCCAGAAUAUGACGCUGAAGGACAAUAUCAUCUUCGGCAAAGAGUUCAACAAGCAAAAGUAUGAAGACAUCAUCGACCGCUGCUGCUUGCUUUCGGACAUUGACAUACUCGAGGGCGGAGACAGCACGGAAAUCGGCGAACGAGGAAUCAACCUUUCUGGCGGCCAAAAGCAGCGUGUUUCCAUCGCGCGAGCGGUCUACUCCGAGGCCGACAUUUACCUCUUCGACGAUCCGCUAUCGGCGGUAGACGCUCACGUGGGCCGGCGAAUCUUCGACAAGGUCCUUGGCCCAGAAGGUUACUUGAAGAAUAAAACGCGGCUGUUUGUCACUCACUCGACUCAGUACUUGCCGAAUUGCGACAGAAUCAUUGUGAUGGAAACGGGCGGCAAAAUUCUUGCGACAGGCACUUUGGAUCAGCUAAAGGCGAUGAACAACGAACGAAUCGAGGAGAUCAUUUCUGUCAAAGUCAAAGAAGAAAACGAAGAAAAGGAAAAAGUGGACAAAGAAGGCGAAAAGAAGAAUAAAAAGGACGAAAAAGAUAAAAACGCGGGAAAUCUAGUGACGAAAGAAGGCGCUGACGAGAGCGGCGGAGGACUUGGCGUGAUCAAAUCUUACUUCAAGGCGUUUGGUUAUGGCUGGAUGAGCUUCUACAUUUUCGCCGCGCUAAUUUACAUGUUGGCCGACAUGAUGUACAAUAUUUGGCUGACGACGUGGGUGGACGCGAUUAUUUUCUACAACGAGACGGACAGCAAGAACAAUAGCUGCGGAUACGGGGCUCCCUAUGUGCAGGACAUUUUCAAAACAGAACAGUGCCGAGGAGAUUCUUUCUAUUUACUGGUUUACGGGUGCAUUGGCCUGGCCGUCGCGCUUUUGAGUUACACGCGGUCGAUAAUCAACAUUCAGGGAAUCAUUGCCUCCGGAAGGGCCUUCCACAAAAACCUGCUUUACGGAAUUAUGCGAUCGCCGAUGUCGUUUUUCGAUACAACUCCGACCGGGCGAAUCGUCAAUCGUUUUGGAAAGGACAUCGACUCUGUCGACAACAACAUUCCGCAGAGCAUCCGUCAGUGGAUCUCCUGUCUUCUCCGCAUUGUGAGUACAGUGAUCAUCCUCAGCCGAACCGAGAUCUGGUUUUUGCUGAUUGUUCCGAUCCUCUGCCUCGUUUUUAUGCUCAUCGAGCGGUUUUACAUCGCCGCCAAUCGGCAACUCAAGCGUCUCGAGUCCACCACCAGAUCGCCGAUUUAUUCCAGCUUCGGGGAGACUAUUUCGGGAACGUCGGUCAUCCGCGCUUACCAAAAAGAAGACGAAUUCAUUCAGGACAAUUUAAACAAAGUCGACCACAAUCUCAAGUUCCAAUACGCUAAUUUGAUGUGCAAUCGCUGGCUCGGAAUCAGGUUGGAAUCAUUCGCCAAUUUGAUCGUCUUCUCCGUCGCGAUUUAUGCCGUCUUGUCGAAGAACUCCGGCUCAUCGGCAGCUGAUAUUGGCUUGGCCUUGUCCUAUUCAAUGUCCGUCACCCAGAUUUUGAACUUUCUUAUUCGCUCCACUGCUGAGUUAGAAGUCAAUCUUGUCGCCGUCGAACGAAUCGAAGAAUACUGCAAUCUUCCGCCGGAAGACUCGUGGGUCAAGGGCGGCACAGAAUGGAUGAAAAAGGGACGAACAGUGAUGAAAGAUUACGCUCUUCGAUAUCGAGAUGGACUUCCUUUGGUUCUCAAAGGCCUCGACUGUAAAAUUUCGGCAGGCGAGAAAAUCGGGAUAGUUGGACGCACUGGCGCUGGCAAAUCAAGUUUGACAGUCGGCCUCUUCCGACUGGUGGAGUGUGCUCGGGGAAAGAUCGAAAUCGAUGGAGUUGAUCUUUCGAAACUUGGCCUUCACGAUUUGCGAAAGCGGCUUACCAUUAUUCCCCAGGAGCCUGUUCUCUUCAGUGGAACUUUGCGUGAAAAUUUGGAUCCUUUCAACGACGCCACUGACGAUCGAAUUUGGGAGGCGCUCAGACUGGCGCAUUUGAAGACGACGGUCUCCGGCUUCGAAAAGAAGCUGGAACACGAAGUGAACGAGAACGGAUCGAACUUGAGCGUCGGGGAGCGUCAGCUCGUCUGCCUCGCUCGUGCUCUUCUUCGCGACUCUAAAGUUCUAGUGCUCGACGAGGCCACCUCCGCGGUCGACAACAACACGGACAGCUUGAUUCAGAAAACGAUUCGCGAGUCCUUUUCUGGAUUGACGAUCCUGACGAUUGCGCACCGGCUCAAUACGAUCAUCGAUUACGAUCGAGUGAUGGUACUUGAUGACGGCAAGAUAGUCGAACUGGACAGUCCCGAAGCUCUUUUUAGCAAGAAAGACGGCAUUUUUCGGUCUAUGUGUGAUGAAGCAAAUGUGAAACAAAGUGACAUUCUGAAUGCAAAGCUGGGAGCCCCUCCGACUUACCCAGAAAACGAAAAAGAAGAAAAGAAAAAAGAUCGAAGGCCAACACCGCCGCCGCCAUCGCCUUCAAAGCCUGUUGAUGAAACCUCGUUCUAG
Molecule: messenger RNA, 4668 nt
Organism: Oikopleura dioica
Lineage: Eukaryota; Metazoa; Chordata; Appendicularia; Copelata; Oikopleuridae
Source: the annotation of a GenBank genome assembly